Molecule: messenger RNA, 927 nt
Organism: Colletotrichum navitas
Lineage: Eukaryota; Fungi; Ascomycota; Sordariomycetes; Glomerellales; Glomerellaceae
Exons: 1
Coding region: 94-573 (159 amino acids)
Source: RefSeq, a predicted model, not a curated record
CUCUCUCUCUCUCUCUCUCUCUCUCUCUCCCUCUCUACCACCCGACUGAUCAAUCAAGAGUGAACACAAGGCGCGGAGUAGUGUGCCUCUAGCAUGGGCUAUUCAGCCUUCACCUUAGGUAAAAGAAAAGCAAAAGAUGCGUUUCCUGCCUCCCCGAUCUUGCCUGGCGUCUGUUCUGUCCCUCUCCCACUCUCUCGAUUGGAUUCCAGCGAGCAUGGGCAGCGCCGAACAGUCCGGCGGCACGCCAGUAAAGGUUCCCAGCAGCCCCCCCCUCCUCGGCGCCUUCGGUGUACGAAAUGGAAGCAAGGUGAGGUCACCCGAAGCCAAUGGCUGCGCAGCACCUGGUACAUGCAUGGUAUGGCACAAUACGUGUCCGUUUCGUGUCGCAGGCAAUUGGCAGUUGAGAACGGAGGCGUCGCUCAGAACACUCAUUCCUCCCCACGCUCGUCCCGUGACGGAUUCUGCCCCAGACAGAGACCCCUCUUUUCCAGUCUGGGGACCCCGAGAGCCCGAAACUGGGGAACUUCCCCAAGCCUCCCAAAAGCCCAAGCUCCUUGCGCCGCCACUCUGUGACUGGCACGGAAGCCCGUGGUCACGUUGACGCUCGCGCGGCAGGCUGGGUCACGUUCGCCCAUCGCACACGCGCAUCCGAACCUUUGUUAACGUCACAGACCCCCCUUGGGCGGUCGAUGGCCCCGUCCCCAACUUUCCUUCUUCUUUUCUUGUCUCGGGGUGCCUUCAUAAUCGUGGAAGGAGGAACGGUGAACCAAUUGGUCUGGGCAAUGGUUGAGUAGGUUAUAGUGGUUGUGUACAGAUAGAUAGAUAUACGAAUAAUCGCCGCCCCAGACUGAUCCGGCCGCGAGGACUCUACGUUAUGUAGGAACCGGCCAGCUUUCCGUUGCAAUGUGACAAAUUCAUGCAUCUACA